Molecule: messenger RNA, 837 nt
Organism: Glycine soja
Lineage: Eukaryota; Viridiplantae; Streptophyta; Magnoliopsida; Fabales; Fabaceae
Exons: 2
Coding region: 1-837 (278 amino acids)
Molecular function (GO): zinc ion binding; nucleic acid binding
Source: RefSeq, a predicted model, not a curated record
AUGGAGAUGUCCAAUCUCGCAUCAAAACUCAAGUCACUUAAGUUAGAGCUUGGUGAAGACCUGCUCGUGCACUUGGUUUUGAUCUCGCUUCCUGCACACUUUGGGCAAUUCAAAGUGAGCUAUAACACUCAGAAGGACAAAUGGCCCCUCAAUGAGCUUAUAUCUCACUGUGUGCAAGAGGAGGAGAGACUACAGAGAGAUAGGACUGAAAAUGCUCACUUGACUUCGACCUCUCGGAAUAAGAAAAGGAAGAAGACUAAGGGUGUUGCGGAAGGGACUUCUCAGCAAAAGAAGCAAAAUAAGGAUGAGGAAUUUACCUGUUACUUCUGCAAGAAGUCGGGACACAUGAAGAAAAAGUGUCCCAAGUAUGUCGCAUGGCGCGUGAAAAAAGAACAUGAGGAUGGUGUUGGUUUAACAAAGGAUGAUCCAAUCAACUUCUGUCAAGCUAUGCGCAGUUCUAACUCUCAAAAAUGGAUUGACGCCAUGAAAGAUGAGAUGAAGUCUAUGAAUGACAAUGAAGUUAAGGAUCUAGUCGAAUUGCCUGAAGGUGUGAAACCUAUUGGUUGUAAAUGGAUAUUUAAAACCAAGAAGGAUUCAAAGGGUAAUAUCGAGAGAUAUAAGGCUCGUCUAGUUGCUAAAGGCUUUACUCAGAAGGAAGGCAUUGACUAUAAAGAAACCUUUUCUCCAGUAUCUUCAAAGGAUUCUUUUAGAACUAUAAUGGCACUAGUAGCUCAUUUUGACUUAGAGCUACAUCAGAUGGAUGUCAAGACUGCGUUUCUAAAUGGUGACAUUGAAGAAACGAUUUAUAUGCUGCAACCAGAAAACUGUGUUAGGUGA